This is a messenger RNA of Zophobas morio, 1083 nucleotides long. RefSeq names its product brachyurin-like. The transcript has 3 exons. Gene Ontology annotation, molecular function: serine-type endopeptidase activity. The record is from RefSeq and is a predicted model, not a curated record. NCBI's taxonomy places the organism in Eukaryota, Metazoa, Arthropoda, Insecta, Coleoptera, Tenebrionidae. Gene Ontology annotation, biological process: proteolysis. The coding region runs from base 205 to 1017 and encodes 270 amino acids.
UAACCGUGAUCCUAAUUUUUACUCUAACGUUUUCUCCUUCCUUCCCCUAAAAAAUUCCGCUAUAUCGUUAUCUCCCAUUCUCACAAGUCAAGUACCUCUUCAAAAUCAUGUCCAUCAUCAUUUCUUUUUUAAAAUCGCGAUAAGACCCCGAACGAGCCAACUAUAUAAGUGACCGAAUCCUCACCUCAGUCAAACCAGUCCAAAAUGAAGACAGCCGUGAUCGUUCUAGCACUCAUCGCCUUGGCUUCGGCCGCACCAAAGGCUACCAAAUUGAGCUACCGCAAUUUGUACAAACAACCCAUCAAGACCAUCACCAAUCCUAGACCCAGGAUCAUCGGUGGACGGGAAGCUACCCCCCACUCCAUCCCCUGGCAAGCAUUCCUUGAAGUCUACUCUUCCAGCGGAGGGUGGUACUGCGGUGGUUCUCUCAUCUCUGCCAACUACGUCGUUACUGCUGGACAUUGCGGCGAUGGCGCUUAUCAAGCCUACGUAACUUUGGGAGCACACGACAUCCAUCAGAACGAAGACACCCAAGUGAACAUUGUAAGUAGCGACAUUAAAGUCCACGAAAGCUACGAUGGAGACGAAAUCAUCAACGAUAUCGCUGUUAUUGGUCUUCCCCAAGCUGUUUCACUGAACGACGCCGUCAAUACUGUCGACUUGCCAAGUGCCAAUGAUGGUGAUUUUGCUGGCGAAACCGCCACUGCUAGCGGUUGGGGUUUGACCGAUGGUCAUGGUAACACCAUCUCCGAUACUCUUAACGAAGUCGACUUGGAAGUUAUUAGCAACAAGGACUGCGAAGAAAUCUUUGGUUCGCUGGAGUCGUCCAUCUUGUGUACGUCUGGAGAUCAAAACACCGGUACCUGCAGCGGUGACUCUGGUGGCCCAUUGGCUAUUGGAAACACUUUGAUUGGUAUCACCUCCUUUGGUGUACAGUACUGCCCUGGUGGUUACCCAUCGGCCUUCACCAGAGUUACCAGCUUCGUCAGCUGGUUGCAGAGCAACACCGAUGUGUAAUUUUUUUCAAAAGUGUUCUAAUUCUUGGUAAAUACAUGGUUACAAUAAAGAAAUUUUUAUCCUAGA